GGACCCACAACAUUUAUCCCUGUUCAAGCUGGGAAUUCUUCAAAUUGCUCGUCUUCGUGUUCUGAUGUUCCAUCUCCCUCAGCUCUUCAUCUUCCUCUUUCACAUCUGAACUCCAUGAAAUGUCAAUUGUGAUUAAAGCAAGAUGAAUUCGAUUUUGGUAAUUUGAAUUGAUUUUGGUGAUUUCAUUUCAUUCAAUUGUGAAUUCUCGAUUUUCAGUCUCCUCUUUCAUUACUUAAUCUUCUUCUUUUAAAUUUGAACUCCAUGAAAUAUAAUGUAUUUUCAUUAUUUUUUUUUUCAUUGUGACUUCUGUAAAGCAAGAUCAAUUUGAUUCCUAAGCAUUUUCUCUCAGUCUACAACUAUGGGAUCAAACUACAGACCUUUAGUUUACAAAACUGACGCUCUACCACUGAGCUAUAGGGCCCUAUUUGUUAUCAAUUUAUAUUAAACAGAACAAACUUCUUAAGAUUGAUGUAUUUCAGGAUUAAAAAGCGAUAAGGGAAAGAGGGGCCAUUUCUAGUAAUUUUGAUGCAUUUAAAUUCAACUUUCUUUGCUCCAAAAAUGGAGGAAACUUUUGAUCCUGUAAGCUAAUUUAUUGUAAUUCGUCCAUUCUCCUUCAAUUUUUACCCUUAAUUUGUUGUUUUUAAUUUGUUGAUUUCGAUAUAAUAGGAUCUAAUUCAUGCCAUUUUUAAACUCAUCUGGCGCAGAAUAACCCUAGGUUCUCUCUCCCUAGGUGAAUAUAUACAUAUAUAGAAGGAUUUUAUUUUAUUUGUUUCUUUUUGAAUUGAGAUUUAAGUGUGAUUUGAAGGAACAAGCUCACCCUUUUCAUUUUAUAGAUCCCUCUGAAUUGAGGGUUAAUAGGAAAGAGGGGUUUAGAAUGGGAUUUGAAUGAUUGGAUAUAGGAUGGAGAUCUCUUUAUUGUUAGACCUUCCAAUUCUAUCCCACAAAUUUUCAAGGCCAACAAUUUAUCCCUGUUCAAGCUGGUAAUUCUUUGAAUUUCUUUUUCAUCUGUUCGGUUUUUCAUUUGACUGUAAUUCAGAUGAUAUGAUUCCAAGUUGGUUCCAUAGAAUUUAGAGGAUAUGGUUCCAAGUUGGUACUUCUCUUUCUGCUUGUAAUUCAUAUGAUGAAAAUGUGGCCAUGAUUGGUGAGUUUUGACUGAAGUGGUGACUAGGUAGAGAAAUAAAGGUUUGUUUCUGAUGGACUGGUUUUGUCAUUUGUAAGAGAUCAUCCCUGUCUCACUUAGUGAGGUGCAUGAAGAUUUGUUUUGAUUUUCAUUUUAGGUUAGUUUUUACAUUUGAUUUUUAGGUUUGUUUUGAUUUUGGUUAAUUUAAAUGGGUAUGUUUGAGAUUUGUUAUUUGUCAUGAUGCCUAAGGCUGCCAUAGCCUUAACCAUUGGUGCGUCUAUUCUGGGUCAGGUAAUUAGCUCAAGAGUUGAGCGGAUUAGGAUGAAAAUAGUGAGUGAGACGCACAUUUCAGCGUCACAAAAAGCUGGCAAUGAAGAUUCUACAAACUACAACUCUGACAAUGAGAGAGUUUUUCUAAAUUCCAUUGUGGAAAUCAGCAAAUGAUGUCGGUGACACUUUCUAGCAAGCGUGUUAAUGCAGAUUUGUGUGGAGCUGGAGGGAUGUCUGCUUCCAAGACAGUUUAGGAUGCUGAAAUGAAGUACAAUCAAUUGUGAUAGUUUGCAAUAUAUAGGUUAUAUGAAUCGCCCUGGACGGUCUCCAGUGCGUUAUCAUUUGGGCUCUAAUCUUCUCUUUUAAGGGCAAAUUCAAGGCUUCAGAGUGAAUAUAAAACAAGAGAAGAAUAUCAAAUUUUAUUCUGUGGUUUUGAAGCUGCAGGGUAUAGAUGAGGUAGACAUGUUCAUUUGACCUGGAGACUAUGUUUUCUUGUGAACUAUUUGGUUCAUUUCCAACUUUAUUGAGUUUCAAGCUCGUUUAUGAAAUUUAUGAUGUUACACAAGUAUUUUACAUAUGUGUGUUUUCCUUCAUACUUUAAAAUGUUAAUCUUGCAUUUUGUACAGUAAAGGUUAAGUAUUUAAUGCAUGAAAUUAACUGUUGCUCUAACUUCUUCAUCCUUUGGAAGCUUUUCGUUGAAUAAAGUUGAUUACAUUAUGAAAAUUUAUAAGAAACGUGGAGGCAACAUGUAACUGGUGGAAAACUCAGGGAGAUAACAGAGGAAGCCAAAGGCUUUGCUGUUGGAAUUAAGGCCCUUGCUGCUCUCUUUGUUCAUACAGUAGCUGGGGAGCUACAGCAUCAAAUUAGAUCAUGGCUAGUUGAGAAUUUUGAGUUUCAUUCAGUUAUAGGUGAUGAUGCACUAGCGGGUACUACCACUAUCAUGGAUGGUUGGAUUGCUGGGCUUGGUGCUGCUUUACCUCCAAAAUACAGAUGCUCUUGGUCAACUCCUAUUUGAGUACACAAAACGGGUGUAUACAUCUCAGUUGCAGCAUCUGAAGGAUAUUGCAGGCACAUUGUCAAUGGAAAUGGCUAAAGAUCCUGCUCAGAUAUUGCAACAGAUGAAAGUUGACGCAAGUCUACUAACGUUGGAAGGCGGUGGCUUGCCAAUACCAAAUCCUUCUACUGCAGCUGAAGAUGCAAGGCUUGCAUCUCUGAUUUCCCUUGAUGGCAUAUUGACACAAGUCAAGGUCAUAACAAGGCAAGGUUCCAUAAAUUCCUUGAGUAAAAGCAAGAAAAGAGCAAUGUUUACUUCUCUAGAUGAACUUGGUGAGCAAAUGCCAUCUCUUCUUGAGAUUGAUCAUCCAUGUGCCCCGAGGCAAAUUGCUGAAGCUCGAGUCAUUGUUGAGGUAUGCCCACUCAUUCAUUGAAGUAUUCGCAUUUUCACUACUCCCAUCAUUUUAUUAUGAUCCUUUCUAAAAAUCCAGCAUUAUGAUCCAUGUAGUAACUCGGGUCUAAUGGUUGUUCGAUAAAACUUUCCCUUUAGCUUUAAGGGCAUACUUCGAUCACAUAAUAUUCUACUUGUCGCUUCAUUUUUGUCACCCACACUUGAUUUCAUGGAUCACGGGAUAUAAAUUACAUAAAGUUAACGUUAUGUCUGUAUUUUCUUUACUUGAUGUUAAUUUAGUAUUUUCUUUGCUUGAGCUGAACUUUAAAGUCAAGUUUAUAUUUUCUUUACUUGAGCCAAUGCUCCAUAUUUUUUGGUUAUAAGAUUGUAAGAUUGUGUUGUCAGAUUCAACUUCUGUACCAAUUACAAUGGCAGCAUCUGCAUCAAAGUAUUUUUUCACAACUAAGCUUUUUCAAUCCAAAUGACUUUUGACUGCUUAGUGCAAUGAGGUUCAUGUUCAUUUUGUUCAAGUAUUUUUGAAAAGUGGCACCAUCAAUAUUCAUGUAUUAUAUACUAUGAUUGUGGAAGUAUCACUUAUGAGGAUACCUUUCUUCUCAUCAACACUACUUUGUUUUAAGUCAUUUUGAAAAUUUGUGUACAUAUGAAUAUAACUUGGAUUUUUUUAUUUGUUACUUUAAAUCUUUGUACAUUUAGUUUUUUUUACCCUUUCUUUUUGAAACUACCAACCAAUGUAAGAGUGUGUCCAACAACCAGCACAACUAUACAUACAAUAAUAAUGUAUGUAAUGAUUUGUUGAAUGUUUACUUCUUUAUUACUUUGUUCAAUUCAAUUUCUUUUGAGUUGAACUUAAUUUUGUAGCAAUCUGAUACUUCCAGUUGGAGGGCUAUAAUUGUAAUUCGGCAAAGCCUUCUAAUAUUUAGGUGGAAUUGUAGCUUUAGAUGAAAAUUUGAAAAAAAUAAGACUUUUUAAUGACUUUAUUCAAAAAACAAGUUUCGUUUAAACUUUAUUUUUAAAAUAAGCGUCUUUGGCCCCAAAGCUAGGCUUGGUACAUAAUUGCUGUUACUAACAGCGAGUAUAAAGAAAUGGUAAAAAAAUUUAGUCAAUGGUAAAGUCGCUGUUACUAACAGCGAUAUAUGGUCAAACCUAGUCAAACUUUAAAGUCUCUGUUAGUACCAGCGACCUUAUGCGUGCCUAAAUACAGCAGUCUUCUUCCUCCUUCCUCAUUUCACAUAACUUCGUUUUACAGCCCUAACCCUUAAAGUCGCUGUUACUAACAGCGAACAAAUAGUUUCUUCCUCGAUCACAUAAUAUUCCAAUAGUCGCUCUCUAUUUUUUCCACCCACAUAAUUUUAUGGUUCACAUCUUGUUGGAUGUCCCCACUACUCUGAAAUAUAGAAUUGAGGUAUUUGAAGCACCCACUUGAAAUAGUUUCUUUCGCUUCUAGCUUUAUGAUGUCUCUUGUUAUCUCGUUCUUGCUAAAAUACACUUCAUCUACUUUAUUUUGCUCUGAUUUAAUUUGCAACCUCAUGACCCCAAUUCUUGUCUCCUUCAUUCUAACUUAGCAUUUACCCCCUUUUUAGUGUCAUCUACCAAAACAAUGUCAUCAACAAACAACAUGCACUAAGGCACCCCUUCUUGUAUCCAUUGUGUUUAUCUCAUUUAAGACCACGGCAAAAAGAAAGGGGCUCACGAUCGAGCUUUGAUAAUGCCAAUUGUGAUGGGAAAAUCCUUUAUUGCCCCUCCAUGCGACUAGCUUUACUAUUUGCUGCAAUCAAAGGAAACCGCGUCCUUGGUUUCUUGAUUUCACCCUUGGUGAAAGGAUGUUCUUCUCUGCUAGUAGUGUCUAAAACCUAAAUAUAAUAACAAAAAUACUUUAGAUUUUUCAUAUAGUAUUACAUACCAUAAAUAUAAUUUAAAAAUUAUAUUUGCCUUUUCAACAUGAUCAACAAUUUCUAUGACAGUAGAUGAUAUAUCGUGCAUAUAUCUUAUAAUGUAAUAGCCACAAUCAAGAUUAUUUUGUUGUCGUGCGCACAAUAUUAGAAAGAAAUCAAUAAAGAUUCAUGUCAAACUUUGUUUCAAAUACAAAGUUCUUAAAAAGACUACUUAACACAUAAUUUUGCACAUGUCUAUUUAAGACUCAAAUCAUUUAAAUGAUGAGAAAUCAAAAUAUAUAUUAAAUAAAUCUAUAAAUUAAGUAAUUAAAUUAAGGAUUAUUCUGGAGUUUUUUCCCAAAAUAAUGCCAAAGAUAUAAAUAUUUUCCAAUCUACAUCAAAGGGAAAAAUAUUUCCCUGACAAUAUGUCGUUGUUAGUACCUUGACUAAAUUUUUUGACCAUUUCUUUAUACUCACUGUUAGUAACAACGAUUACGUAUCAAGCCUAGCUUUGGGGCCAAAGACGCUUAUUUUGGAAAUAAAGUUUGAACGAAGCUUAUUUUUUGAAUAAAGUCAUUAAAAAGUCUUAUUUUUUUCAAAUUUUCGCUCUAAAUUAUGUUAGGAUUUUAUUUGUUACUCUAGAUUUAAAUUGCAAAAGUUACCCAACUUAUGUCUAAAUAUAAUGCUAAAAUUAGAUAAUUGUAGGCAAGUCGUCACUAACAUUUAUCUUCCUUCUUAGUUGUGUGAAUGGAGAAAAUAGUUAAGUUUAUCAUAUUUAUGUAAUGCAUGACCCAAUCUCAUCUUUUCUUGUAGUAAAUUGCUCUUUUGUCAACAAAAAUUAUAUCUUGCUUUACUCUAUGGUUGCCAACUCAAAUAGGUUAUUAUUGGUAGUAUUAUAUGAGAUGGAACAUUGUCAACUAGUUGUAUUCAAUUUAAUGCAUUACUUUUUUCAUAAAAUUAUAUAUUAUAACUUUUUUACAUAAUACUUUCAUUAAACUAUAAAUAGUACAAUUUUUUAAUCUAAAUUACUUAACUUGGGACGGGCCUGCCGGAAUAACUUCUAAAUUAAAAUAUUAGUUUCAGCAUUCGUUCAUAUGGAUUUUUCUUCCCAGUUCAUUCUAAUUUUCAAUAAUUUUAAUUAAUAAGUCUAGGCCAUUUAUAUCAAUUUCUACUCUUGUCCUUCGAAUUAUCUUCGGUCUUUUUUCCCUAUUUUUAAUUCCUUCGAGCUUUAGCUUUCUAUCUUCUUUAUCAAUCUGUUACUACUUCGUCAUUGCACAUGUUCAAACCAUCUUAAACGAUUAUAUUUUAUUUUUUCCUCAAUAUAUGUAACUCGUAAAAUCUUUGUUAUAUAUUCACUUCGAAUGAUAUCCCUAAAGUUUGUCCACUCAUUCAGUCCAAGCAUUUGCAUUUUCACUACUCCCUCUUUCUACUAUGAUCCUUUCUAAAAGUUCAACGUUCUGAUCCAUAUAGUAGCACCUCGAUCACAUAAUAUUCCAAUAGUCGCUCUCUAUUUUUUCCACCCACAUAAUUUUAUGGUUCACAUCUUGUUGGAUGUCCCCACUACUCUGAAAUAUAGAAUUGAGGUAUUUGAAGCACCCACUUGAAAUAGUUUCUUUCGCUUCUAGCUUUAUGAUGUCUCUUGUUAUCUCGUUCUUGCUAAAAUACACUUCAUCUACUUUAUCUUGCUCUGAUUUAAUUUGCAACCUCAUGACCCCAAUUCUUGUCUCCUUCAUUCUAACUUAGCAUUUACCCCCUUUUUAGUGUCAUCUACCAAAACAAUGUCAUCAACAAACAACAUGCACUAAGGCACCCCUUCUUGUAUCCAUUGUGUUUAUCUCAUUUAAGACCACGGCAAAAAGAAAGGGGCUCACGAUCGAGCUUUGAUAAUGCCAAUUGUGAUGGGAAAAUCCUUUAUUGCCCCUCCAUGCGACUAGCUUUACUAUUUGCUGCAAUCAAAGGAAACCGCGUCCUUGGUUUCUUGAUUUCACCCUUGGUGAAAGGAUGUUCUUCUCUGCUAGUAGUGUCUAAAACCUAAAUAUAAUAACAAAAAUACUUUAGAUUUUUCAUAUAGUAUUACAUACCAUAAAUAUAAUUUAAAAAUUAUAUUUGCCUUUUCAACAUGAUCAACAAUUUCUAUGACAGUAGAUGAUAUAUCGUGCAUAUAUCUUAUAAUGUAAUAGCCACAAUCAAGAUUAUUUUUG
Molecule: messenger RNA, 6867 nt
Organism: Amaranthus tricolor (Joseph's coat)
Lineage: Eukaryota; Viridiplantae; Streptophyta; Magnoliopsida; Caryophyllales; Amaranthaceae
Product: kinesin-like protein KIN-14A
Exons: 5
Coding region: 2335-2817 (160 amino acids)
Source: RefSeq, a predicted model, not a curated record